AUGUCCUCCACCAUCUUUAACCCAUCUAUGCUGACUGCGUCUCCUUCUCCUUCUCCCUCACCCGAACCUGAGGAGCACCCACUAGAGGGUGGCGAUGCAUCCGUUGAUGACGCCACUCUUGAUGAUGCGGCUCCAAAGGAGCCCGAGGAGUCUGAGUCCGACCGGGUGGAACAUGCUUGGGCUGCCAUGCUCAAUACUAUGCACGUCUGCGUGGACACUGCUCCUCCCUCCAAGCCAGAGCCCUUGGAGGAGCAGGAGUCUUGGCUCCACGACUGGAAUGUCAUGAUGUCCAAUAUGACCGUUGUCUAUGAGCAGGCGUGUGCAGCUUCACUGCACAUGUCCCUUAAUGACGUGGAUGCUGUAACAUUGGCCGAGGGCAAAAUUGCUGCGAGGACACUGACAAGAGCCGUGAAGGCUUGGAAGGAGAAGGCAGAAGAGUCUGCGGUGACUGCGCGCCUGGCGCGCGCCGACAAAGGAAAGGCAUUUGGGUGGGCGGAUGACCGCGACCUUCAGUCAAUUGUCCCGCUGAGCAUUGUGAACGCUGCGCCACAUCCAGCGCCAAGUGCGUCGUCAUGCAUGCGGGCGGGAGAUGUGAAGGGCAUAUCAAGGCACGGAAAGGCUGUUCGUUCGGUGAUCGCGGCUAAGAACAAAGGACGUGCACUGGCUGCGCCCAAGCGCAAGGCACUGCCUUCUGUGCAAACGACUGCACCAGAUGCUGGUGAGUCGGAGGUGGAGAUUGUGGGUGAGGCUACAGCCGAUGAACCUGCUGCUGGUCCUUCCAAGGACAUUGUCAUGCAGCAUCCAAAGCGUGUGCUCAACUCCGGCGCUGUUCCUGCGGCCAAGCACCCUCGUCUGGAAGCUGACCCCAAGUUGGAAGAAGCGCGCAUGGAAGCUGUCCGUCUUCGUGCCAAGAACGCUAAGCUCUGUGCACAGAAUGAUAAGUACCGCCUUGCGCUGAUCGAUAUGCGCCAACACACGUGCACUCAGGAGUCCGAGUUGCUCCACAUGAGCAACCAGCUCUAUAUCUUGGCGCAUGACUGGGGGAAUUGGGAGAAGGAGCUUGGGGAGAUCUUAGAGGAUUAA
Molecule: messenger RNA, 1083 nt
Organism: Suillus discolor
Lineage: Eukaryota; Fungi; Basidiomycota; Agaricomycetes; Boletales; Suillaceae
Exons: 4
Coding region: 1-1083 (360 amino acids)
Source: RefSeq, a predicted model, not a curated record